CUGGGUCGCUGACGCUUAGCUCAACAAGUUCAAGAAUUUUUGAGUACGAUUUGUUUUUUAAAGGAUGCUCACAGCACUCAGCCUCCUCUCACUAUUCGGGGUAGGCUUUGCGAAGGAACCAAUCGGACAAAAUGUGAUCGUUCUACUGAUUGAUGGUUAUGGUGCAAGUCUGUUGAACAACUCCAAACAAGAAGCAAAAUUUGGUAUUCAACACCUGAUUUCACAUGGUGUACAAGCUGAAUACCUCAAGUCUGCAUUCCCGACACAAAGUUGGCCGAAUUGGUUAAACUUAGUAACUGGCCUCUACACCGAAAAUCAUGGAAUGACUGCUGAUUACAUGUGGGACAGAGAGUCUAAUCUCAGUUUCGAACGAGGAAAAGGUGCGAACGAUACAGAGGAUAUCUGGUGGGAGAAGCUUCCGGCCCCGUUGUGGUAUACAGCCGGAAAAAAUGGCGUCGACGUACACUGCUACUGGUUUGCACAUUGUCAUCGAACCCAUCACGACAUGGUUGUGAAAGUGCCACCCAAACGAUGGACUGACCUGAGUAUACCUGACCAGACGGAUAAAUUAUCCGAUGUCUUUCCAGAGAUUGUCAAUAGGAUUCUAAAAUACCAAGCAUACAAGCAGCAGAUGUUCCUUUUACGCUAUGCUGGCGUUGACAAUGCCCUUAGGCAAUUUGGAGCUGAUUCUGAUGAAGCCGCUCAAGCCGUAGCUAGGAUUGACAUGUACAUCCAUGAACUGCAGCAAAAACUCGAGGAGCACGAUUUGUUCACGUCAACAAAUUUGCUGGUACUAUCCGAUCAUGGAUUAGCACAAAUCGAAGAAGAAGAGCAGUUCUACCUUGAGGAAUGCCUUUCUGACUAUUCUAAGGUUAUAAAGGUUGUAAAUCUACACUCGAUGCUUAUGGUCUUCACUGAACCAGAAGAUGAAGGGCAUGUACAUUUUGAGCUGCGAGUUUGCGACCAAUGGGCUCCGAUGGGUGACUAUGAGGAGACGGACGUGCAACUUGUGCAAGCUUACAGGAUAUCAGAAUUUCCUGAACGAUUACAUUGGGCCAAAUCAAGUUUUGUGAGCGGUGUCAUAUUACUUACGAAGCCAGGAACAAGCAUAAUUACGCGUGAGCUUCCCUCAAUUCCUGCCGCCAGUGAUCCUUUGAAAGAAGCUAAACAAACAAGUGGUUGGGAUCCAGAAGCAGUACAGAUGAGGGGUGUAUUCAUGGCUAGGGGGCCAGCGUUCAAAGUGGACGAGAAAAUUGGACCAGUCGAGAUAGUUGACAUCUACCAGGUGAUCCUGAACAUUCUUGGCCUUGACCCACCACAUUAUCACAAUGGAACGUGGUCAAAUGUAGUUGGAAUGAUGGCUGGUGAUUGGGAAUCACGAGCAAACAGCGACAGAUUCAACGAAGCCACACGAUUUGGCCUGGCUAGCCUUCCCCUGAUCCUGUUGAUGUUCAGGUUUCUGCUGUAAACCCGCUUAGAAUUUUCAGUUCCUGCGAUCCUGUGCCCAUUGCUGUGGCACACGAUAGCCCAUGUUGUAUAGGUUGCGAAAUUAGAAAUUGUUCUGUAAUUCUGCUAAUGUUUCGGUGCUUCGAAUUUCUUUUCGACUUAGCUUGCGCGUAGCGCGGAUGUUUGCCUUACAUUCAAGCAAUUUAGUUAUGUAUAGCCUAAGGCUAUUUAGCCUCGGGUUUUGCCUCGUCAUCAAGCUUUGAAAGAAGUUAUGAAGUUAUUUGCCUUUUUGUAGCUGACGAAAAACUUGAAUUUGUUUGAUUUUCGAUUACCUAUUGCUCUUCUCCACGAGAAUCAAGCUUUAGCUGCUUUGUUGUUAUCAGUAUUCGAGCUACGUUCACCUCUGCCGGCUCAAAAGUCUCUUUUUUGCUCAUGGAUGUGCGAUAUAGGAUAACGCAAAGAGCACUGAAGAUUGGUCAUAAAAACUAAAAUGGAC
Molecule: messenger RNA, 1942 nt
Organism: Cylicocyclus nassatus
Lineage: Eukaryota; Metazoa; Nematoda; Chromadorea; Rhabditida; Strongylidae
Source: the annotation of a GenBank genome assembly